This is a messenger RNA of Geodia barretti, 480 nucleotides long. The record is from the annotation of a GenBank genome assembly. Lineage: Eukaryota; Metazoa; Porifera; Demospongiae; Tetractinellida; Geodiidae.
AUGCCGCAAAUCUCCGGCCUGGGCCACGUAGGUAUCUACGCGACCGACCUGAUGAAGAUGCGCGAUUUCUACACCCGCGUGUUGGGUUUGGAAAUUGCCGAUGAAGACCUGGAGCAACGCCGCAUGGUGUUCCUCAGUUCCGACCCGGUUGGCGAGCAUCACGAAUUUGUCCUGAUGGAAGGACGCGUAACAUCCAACGACGCCAAGGUUAUCCAGCAGAUUUCCUUCCGCGUGCCGUCCAUCCAGGAUAUGCGCGACUACAAGGCCCGCAUUGACGCCGAAAAGCUGGAUAUCGACCGGAUCGUCAGCCACGGCAACGCGUUCGGGAUGUACUUCUUCGACCCGGAGGGCAACCGUAUCGAGCUGUACUACAAGACCGGAUUGCCAGUGCCGCAGCCCCACGGCGACCCGCUGGACCUGUCCCGCAGCGACGACGAACUGCUGUCUGAGGCUCGCGAGCUUCUGCUAACCACGAGCUAA